CAAAGUGUAAAUAUCGAGACUUGUUUUUCUGUCAAAAAGAACGUCAUUCUUCAUUAUACAGUUCAAUUGCAACAACAUGAAUACUCCGAUACGAAAUUAAAGUUAAUAAAAAUCAUAACAAAAGUGUAAACUAUUACCAUAAGUCUACUAUUAUCAUUUAUCAUUUAUUAUUUUAUCUCUCUAGUUGUCUUUAUCAGAUUACAAUGCCGAUUUUAUACAGCGUUGUGUCUCGUGGCACGACGGUUUUAGCGAAAUAUGCCUCAUGUGCUGGUAAUUUUGCAGAAGUCACCGAACAAAUCAUGGCCAAAAUUCCACCCGAUGAUAAUAAAUUGACCUAUUCUCAUGGCAAUUAUCUGUUUCACUACAUCUGCGAGAACAGGAUCAUUUAUAUGUGCAUCACGGACGAUGAGUUUGAAAGAGCAAGAGCCUUCCUGUUUCUAAACGAAAUCAAAAGAAGAUUCUUUGCAUCUUUCGGUAUGACUGCAGAAAAUGCAAUAGCUUAUGCGAUGAACAGUGACUUUUCAAACGUUUUGGCUGCAGAAAUGAAGCACUUUUCAGAAUCUCGAGAAAUAGACACCAUGGCCAAGGUUCAUGGACAGUUGGACGAACUUAAGGACAUUAUGGUCAAAAAUAUAGAUAAUGUUGCAAUGCGUGGAGAACGAUUAGAAUUACUAGUAAAUAAAACUGACAACCUGAGCAAUAAUUCUGUUACAUUUCGCAAAACUUCAAGAAACCUGGCAAGAGCUAUGUUUUGGAGAAAAGUAAAAAUAUACUUGGUAAUUGCUGGAGUUCUAAUUCUUGGGACUUAUUUAAUCGGGUCCAUGGCUUGUGGUGGACUUGCCUGGAAAUCAUGCACCGGAUAAAUUCUACAUUUUACUCACGUUAUUUUGUAUAUAUGUAACCAAUAUUAAACGACACAGUAGAAAUGCAAUAUCAGUAAACUAAAGACUAUAUAUACAUAUAUAUCUAUCGUUCAAUUUAUAUUUUUAUAGUAUUAUUGUUUUUAUAUCAAAUUGAUGGUCAAGGAGGAUAUGUUUGCAUAUAUUUUUUUGAUGCGGUCAAUACUUUUGCUCUUUUGCAUAUGUGAUACAACGAGAUGAAACUUGUGAUGGAAA
Molecule: messenger RNA, 1115 nt
Organism: Ctenocephalides felis (cat flea)
Lineage: Eukaryota; Metazoa; Arthropoda; Insecta; Siphonaptera; Pulicidae
Product: vesicle-associated membrane protein 7-like
Exons: 5
Coding region: 204-863 (219 amino acids)
Biological process (GO): exocytosis; vesicle fusion
Cellular component (GO): membrane; SNARE complex
Molecular function (GO): SNARE binding; SNAP receptor activity
Source: RefSeq, a predicted model, not a curated record